Grus americana (Whooping crane) is the source of this 3731-nucleotide messenger RNA. It is a transcript of the gene MMP17, whose product is annotated as matrix metallopeptidase 17. Gene Ontology annotation, cellular component: extracellular matrix. The coding region runs from base 423 to 2195 and encodes 590 amino acids. Gene Ontology annotation, molecular function: metalloendopeptidase activity; zinc ion binding. The record is from RefSeq and is a predicted model, not a curated record. NCBI's taxonomy places the organism in Eukaryota, Metazoa, Chordata, Aves, Gruiformes, Gruidae. Gene Ontology annotation, biological process: extracellular matrix organization; proteolysis; collagen catabolic process. The transcript is spliced from 10 exons.
CCGGGCGCAGAGGGGUGCAUGGCAGGAGCGACGGAGCCGCGGCGGCCCCGGGCAGCAGCAGCAGCAGCCGCAGCCGAGCCGCGCUCUGCUCCGCGGCAGCGCCCGAAGCAACUUUGUCGCUCCGCGGGGUGCGGGAGCGGGGCGAUGUGACCGCGCACCCGCCGCCCCGCAGCCGCCCCGGCGGCGGAGCCUCCCCGGCAGCGCGGAGCGGAGCAGAAGAUCCUCCCCGGCGGCGCGGAGCGGAGCGGAGCAGAAGAACCUCCCCGGCGGAGCGGAGCUCCCCCCGCCCGCCUCUCUCCCCGGCGGCGCCCGCAGCUCGGGGCGGGAGCGCGGAUGCGGCGCGGAGCCCGGCGGCCCGGCGGAGCCCAGCGCGGGGCCGGGCCCUGCCGGGGCGGGCGGUCGGAGGCGCGGGGCGCGGGGGGAUGCUGAGCCCCGCAGCCCGGCACCGCGCCCGCCGCCGGGAGAUGCUCCUCGUGGUCGCCCUGUGGCUGGCGUGGCAAGAAGCGCCCGCGGCGCCGACCCCCGCGGCGGACGACAUCACCCGGGGAGUUGACUGGCUGACAAAAUUUGGGUAUCUGCCUCCUCCGGAUCCUGUCACAGGACAACUGCAGACGCAGGAGGAGCUCACCAAGGCCAUCACUGCCAUGCAGCGGUUUGGGGGGCUCGAGGCGACGGGGGUCCUAGAUGAAGCCACGCUGGAGCUGAUGAAGACGCCUCGCUGCUCUCUGCCUGACCUCACCACCACGGAGACCAGGAGGAAGCGAUUCGUGCAGGCUGUCACCAAGUGGAGCAAAAGGAACUUGUCUUGGAGAGUUCGCACCUUUCCAAAAGAGUCCCACCUGGGCCACGACACAGUCCGAGCCCUGAUGUACUACGCCCUGAAGGUCUGGAGCGACAUUACGCCUCUGAAUUUCCAUGAAGUGGCAGGUAACAACGCCGACAUCCAGAUAGACUUCUCCAAGGCAGAUCACAAUGAUGGCUAUCCCUUUGAUGGACCUGGUGGGACAGUGGCACAUGCUUUCUUCCCUGGAGACCAUCACACUGCAGGAGACACCCAUUUUGACGAUGAUGAGUAUUGGACCUUCCGAUCAUCAGAUGCUCAUGGGAUGGACCUAUUUGCUGUAGCUGUCCAUGAGUUUGGCCAUGCCAUUGGCUUGACCCACAUCUCUGCCAUAGAGUCUAUCAUGAGACCCUACUACCAAGGUCCAGUGGGGGAUCCUCUGAAGUAUGACCUACCUUAUGAGGACAAAGUCCGAAUCUGGCAACUCUAUGGCGUCAGGGAAUCUGUGUCCCCCACAGCCAAGCCUGAAGUAAGCAAAACCGAUGACCAUCCUAUCCUGCCAGAGCUGCCAGAGAACCGAUCCACUGUCCCGCUCAGGCGGGACGUGCCCAACAGAUGCAACACUCACUUUGAUGCAGUGGCCCAGAUCAGGGGAGAGGCUUUCUUCUUCAAAGGCAAGUACUUCUGGAGACUGACUCGCAAUAAGCACUUGGUCUCCCUCCAGCCGGCUCAGAUCCACCGUUUCUGGCGGGGCUUGCCGCUCAACCUGGACAACCUGGACGCGGUCUAUGAGAGAACCAGCGACCACAAGAUCGUCUUCUUCAAAGGAGACAGAUACUGGGUCUUCAAAGACAAUAACGUGGAGGAAGGAUACCCACGGCCAAUCUCGGACUUUGGUCUGCCACCGGGAGGAAUCGACGCCGCUUUCUCCUGGGCCCACAAUGACAAGACUUAUUUCUUUAAGGACAAUCUCUACUGGCGCUACGAUGACCACGAGCGGAGGAUGGAUCCCGGGUACCCUUCAGAGACCAUCCUGUGGAAGGGAAUACCGAGCCCUUUAGAUGAUGCCAUGAGGUGGUCAGAUGGUGCGAGUUACUUCUUCAGGGGCAAGGAGUACUGGAAAGUGCUGGACAGUGACCUGGAGGCUCAGCCUGGUUAUCCCCAGUCCAUCGCCAGAGACUGGCUGGUGUGCAGCGACAUGCAGUCCGACUCCCCAGAAGCAGCCGGGAGCAGCAGGACCGGGGCACGCUCCAAACCAGGGCAGCAUGACGAGAGCCGCUCAGAAAACGGAUACGAGGUCUGCUCCUGCACCUCGGCCUCCCCAUCCCUCCGGGCUUGCCCUGUGCUCAGACUGUCAGCCAGCCUGGUGCUGACGAGCGUGUGGACAGCAGCACUGAUGUGUGCAGCCCUAUGACAUCUCAUCCUAUAGAUAAGACAACGCCAUGGUGCUCCAGGGAGUGGAGGUGGAUACAAUCCCGUGAUGCGAACUGUUGCAAGCAGAAAAAUAUUCCUAGGAACAUGCCGGUGAAGGGUUUGAAUUCUCCAUGAGAAAUGAACAGUGGUUUUUGUUUUCUUUUUAAUUUUAGUUUAAAGGUCUAAUAACAGAUUUUGAGUUCUGCACCUUCUUAUUCCCCCAUCCGGUUAAAGAUGAGAGCAGCCUAACGUUGAAUUUAAAAAUGUUCCAUAGAGAAGUGUUGCUUUGGAUGUUUAAACACGGCAAACGGGGAAGGGGAGAGCUACUGCGGUUGAAUGGGAACGGAAGAGAUGCUGCUGAGAGAGCUGGCAACGUCCUGGAGGAAAGGCAGCAAGGCUGUAGGCAAGAGGCGGUAGUUAUAUGCUGACACAAUGUACGCAUCCUAUUGGAUGUACUAGGUAGAAAGAAACUUUGACUCCACUAAGAUUAACUGCAAGGUGAUCAUUUUACUGUCAAACCUGCUGUGGUCACUGAUGUCUCGGUAACCUGUAUCAGUUUCUACGGGUCAGAAACACCUUUGCCUUUCAGAAGGCAGUGCAGCUUAUCUUUGUAUCCGAGUCAUUUGAAUUUAACAAUUUCUCUAAUAAACCUUGGCUGCCUACACAGAGAUCUCCCGGUGCUCUGCCAGACCAAGCCUGCCACCUGCAGUGAGGUGCUGACUGCUCAGGCUCCGGGAGCAGCCUCCCCUCUCUUCAAGGAGCACCCCUGUUACACCCACCGCCUCAGCCCAAUCCAUGCACGUGAACUCCUGCUCUUGGGGUUCCUGUUUCAGGUUGGUUUAUAUUUCGGGAGGGAUCAAGAUGUAUCGCAUUCAUUUGUGACGCUGUCAUACCUGGCUGCGCUGCAGAGGAUGGGCUGGAGGGAGGAGGGAUGCUGCACAGUCAGCCUCAGACUCUUCUUGAUGCCCCUGCCAGGAGUUUGGAGCAACAGAAGCAAGGUCAAGUGCUGCAUUAGGAUGUACCUGGGUUUUUUUUUUUCUCCCUGCUGAUCCAUUUUCUGUGGUGUAAUUUGGGCAUUUGAGAGUCCUUGAAAGCGGUGAGUGAGAACCUGUGCUAGGAACCACGACAGAGAUGUCGGGAAGGCCAGGGUCCUCCAGACUGAUGUUGUCAAGGGCUGUUAAAGGAGGGAAGUGGGAAGCAGCUGCAAGGACACGCUGUUUCUCUCUGCCCUGUUUCUGUAAAGCUCCUACAGAAACGCCUCUUGCUGCCUCUGCCAGGGCCAGCUCCUGGGGGAGACCCAGCAGCAGGCAGGAAGCCGCAGGCAGCGUCCUUGUGGGACCCAAGGCUGCUCCACGGCCCCGGUGCCAGCCAGGGUGUUUGCCAUGGGCCUGGGCGCAACACAAAGCCCUCCGUGGCGAAGCAGGAAAAACAGAAGAAACACACACUUGCCUCCUGAUAGAAAAAAGGGGUCACCUUGAGCUUCCCUCUCUGCUGUUUACAUUUUUAAAUAGUCCCAAUCAUUCACAGGGUGCAGCUA